Messenger RNA from Musa acuminata AAA Group (dessert banana), 2548 nucleotides. Its product is annotated as desmethyl-deoxy-podophyllotoxin synthase-like. The transcript has a single exon. The record is from RefSeq and is a predicted model, not a curated record. The coding region runs from base 880 to 1560 and encodes 226 amino acids. NCBI's taxonomy places the organism in Eukaryota, Viridiplantae, Streptophyta, Magnoliopsida, Zingiberales, Musaceae. Gene Ontology annotation, molecular function: monooxygenase activity; heme binding; iron ion binding.
CAUAAUAUUUUUACAAAAUUUAUCCAGAAACAUUAUUUUAUAAUUUUUUUUAGUGUUACCAGAAACAUUAUAACUAGAUCAGUUUAUUUUAUAGAUCGAUCCAUAGAAAAAUAAAGAGAAAGAGAAGAAAAAAAAGAUAAUAACGUGUUAUCAAAUCAGAAUUAGACCAAGCAUCAGGUAAAAAUGAAGGAUUCUUCGGAAAUUACAGUAAUCGGAGGCACUUCCUUUAAAAAAAUAUAAAUAGAUGGACUUUUUGUGAGAAAUCACUCCAUAAUACAUGAAACCGAAGUGUAGCACGUCAAUCUGCUUAAAAUUUCCACGGCUCUCAAUGUGUGGUAGGUUGUGAGCCUAAAUUUUAUUUCUAGAAAAGUAAAGCAGUCACACUAAUACAGUGGAAACAAGAUAACAUCUAUAGUGUAGUGCUUUGGCCAAGAACAAUGACAUUGCAAAUGGAAGUUUCAAAAUUUAAAUUGGAUCUACAUAAUCAAAUAUUGCAUCAAAAUGGAGUAAUCGAUCCUUUGUAUCGUGUUUCUCUCAACAAAUUAAAAAAAUAUCAAGUAGUUUCACUGAGAUAUGACCUAAUGUUCUCAGUUUGGCCGAUUUAUUCCCGGCAUGGCUGAUAAUUAACGUUCUCAGUGGCAUGUCUUCCAAACUGCAGAGAUUACACCGGGAAAUAGAUGCAAUCCUGAAUAGCAUCAUUCAAGAGCACAAAGAGAGGAAGUCUGUAGAGCAACUAGAGGAGGACUUGGUCGAUGCCAUGCUGAGAGUUCAAGCCGACGGUGGCCUGUCAUUUCCCCUCGCAGACGAGUACGUGAAAGCUAUUGUCCUGGUAUGCUUUCUUUGAAGCCCUAAUCUUGCAGGACAGUGGCAAUUUCAUGGAUGCCCUAUCGAGAAUCUAACUUCUGGUUUCAUUUUGCAAUGAACAUUUUAAAGGAUCUACUUGGUGGGGGCAGCGAGAUAUCCGCAACAAUACUGGAGUGGGCCAUGUCGGAGCUGAUGAGGAAUCCAAGAGUGAUGAGGAGGGUGCAAGAGGAGGUGAGGGAGACUGUCGGAGAAAAGGGAAAGGUGACAGAGGAAGACAUCGACGGAAUGAACUACAUGAGACUGAUAAUCAAGGAGACUCUAAGGCUGCACCCUCCGAUUCCUUUGCUGCUCCCCCGAGAGUGCCGGGAGGCGAGCGAGGUUCUUGGUUACCAGAUACCAGAGAAGACGAGAGUGUUAGUGAACAUUUGGGCCUUAGGAAGGGAUCCUCGAUACUGGGACAAUGCCACUGAGUUCGAGCCAGAGAGAUUCAAAGGGAGGAACUCGAUGGUCGACUUCAAGGGAACCAACUUUGAGUUCCUACCUUUCGGGGCAGGAAAGAGGAUGUGCCCAGGGAUGUCAUUUGGGCUGGCGAGCUUAGAGACUUCCCUUGCCUCUCUUAUCUACCACUUCGAUUGGGAGCUCCCAACAGGAGAUGAACAAAAGCCUAUCGAGUUGGACAUGAGCGAGACCUUAUUAUUGACAUGCCGGAGAAGGUCAGAGCUUUGUCUGCGUGCUAUCCCUCGGAUUCCUUUGUAACCCCACCACAUCCUCAUCGUAGCACCAUAUUUACAUGAUUGUGUUUCAUAUAGUGGUGCUAAUAAAAUCCAUGGCUUUGGUUUCUUAAAAGAACUAAAUAAUAUAUCCACAGAAAAAUGUUCAAAUAAAGCUUAGCUGGUGUCCUAACUCAAAUCCCAUCUUCAUCAUUUACUAUUUGCAAUAAUAAUAAUAAUAAUAAUAAUAAUAAUAAUAAUAAUAAUAAUAAUAAUAAUAAUAAUAAUAAAACAACAUGAUAAAUUUUAAUAAAACCCCAAAUUUGACAUGGCAUUAUGUCUUUAGACCUAAUUAAAAGAUAACCUAAAUCCAGAUAGACCCGAGUAUAUAAAAAAAAAAACUCAACUCUUUAUAAUCCCUACUUGAUAUUAAGAACGAUAAGUAGACAUGGAUAUCUAAUUUUAUACCAAGACAUUUGAUCCAUUAUCAUCGUCAGCGAUAAUCUAAAAGCAUUAUUUUGAGUAUGAAUCGAAGAAAAUAUGAUAAAUAUCCAAUCCAUUUUUGCUUCAAACCAUGGAAUUGGAUAAGAUAUGAUACACAAGAUAUUAUAAGAAUUAUUGUUAAAAUAUAAAACAUAAAAUAUGUAAAUCUAUGGUCAUUAUAUAUGUAAACUAAAAGAAGAAUUUCAUGGUCAGCUUAGUUGCAUAAACUCCAUCAUAAACAAUUCAUUAUAUACCAACACUAAGUCGCAAUUGAAUCAAAUUAAGAUUACAUGCUAGACCAAAUGCAAAUGAAAAUACUUUGAUUCUCGUUCUUCUUCCCAUUUCUUGAUUUCAUAUGCUGAUAAAAAUUCUCCAUGAAUCGAAAUCAUUCAGAACUAAGAGAAUAUUGUUUCCAAAAGAACAUUGUUCUAAGAGUGUUUAUAUUUGGUUUUACUAAUGUCCAAAGGCAUCUACAUAUAUAUUAAUCAACUAAAUAAAAAGACCAGUAGAGUUAUCGAUUUGUAUUAUUCAGUUUUGUGGAGUUUCAAAUC